Messenger RNA from Cercocebus atys (sooty mangabey), 2232 nucleotides. It is a transcript of the gene ZPLD1, whose product is annotated as zona pellucida-like domain containing 1. The transcript has 15 exons. The record is from RefSeq and is a predicted model, not a curated record. Gene Ontology annotation, cellular component: cell surface. Lineage: Eukaryota; Metazoa; Chordata; Mammalia; Primates; Cercopithecidae. The coding region runs from base 222 to 1712 and encodes 496 amino acids.
AUGUCCUGUGUUAUAUUGAUACUUGCACCUCCUGUAUCUCAGCCCUAAUAAUUAAGGAUAUGGAAUCAGAUGGCCUCAAUUCUCAGAUACUGUGGAAGAAAGAAAAUGUAGAACAUCAGGGGUGCUGGACAUUGACUCCCACGGUUUUCACAUCAUCCGGACGUCGAACAUUCUAAACAGACAGCCAAGAACCAGAAUCCACGAACAUUCAUGGGCAAAAGAUGGAAAGGAAGUCAGCUCGGGUUUAUUCUCUGUUGAAAAUAAGAAAAAUAUUGCUGCUUCCGAACUACAGUUCAGUGAAUUCGGGACUCAGUAACUCCAUUAGUGACUGCACCCACACAGACCUUUUUCUAAAAGUUUCCACGUUUGUCCAGUUGUUUCUUCCUUGGUCCGAUGCCAAUGCCCCAUCAAUACUAUCAUCACCCCCAUUCUGCCUCUUCCAAAAGCCCGCAUCAGUCAUGGAGUCCUCUUCACCUGAAAAAAGUUUUGCAAUGGAACAAAUACGGUUGCUGCUGCUUCUAACAAUUAGAGUGCUUCCAGGGUCUGCUCAGUUCAAUGGCUACAACUGUGAUGCCAACCUCCACAGUAGAUUUCCUGCUGAAAGAGACAUCAGUGUCUAUUGUGGGGUGCAGGCCAUUACGAUGAAGAUUAAUUUUUGCACGGUACUUUUCUCGGGUUAUUCGGAAACAGAUCUGGCACUGAAUGGAAGGCAUGGGGACUCCCACUGCAGAGGGUUCAUCAAUAACAACACCUUUCCAGCGGUGGUCAUUUUUAUCAUCAAUUUCAGCACCUUGGAGGGCUGUGGAAACAACUUGGUGGUAUCCACAAUUCCUGGAAUCAGUGCUUAUGGAAAUGCAACUUCAGUGCAAAUAGGAAAUAUUUCAGGAUAUAUUGAUACUCCAGACCCACCAACAAUCAUCAGCUAUCUACCUGGGCUUCUUUACAAAUUUAGUUGUAGCUAUCCAUUGGAAUACCUGGUUAAUAAUACCCAGCUUGCUUCAACAAUGGCACAAUUUGUCAGCACUUUAGACCUGCUCCUUUAUAAUGAUUCAACCUACAACCAGCAGUUAAUUAUCCCCAGUAUGGGAUUACCUUUGAAAACCAAAGUAUUUGCAGCUGUCCAAGCCACUAAUCUGGAUGGCAGAUGGAAUGUUUUAAUGGAUUAUUGCUAUACAACUCCAUCAGGAAACCCAAAUGAUGACAUUCGAUAUGAUCUCUUCCUUAGCUGUGACAAGGAUCCUCAGACCACCGUCAUUGAGAAUGGCCGAAGCCAGCGGGGCCGGUUUUCAUUUGAAGUGUUCCGAUUUGUGAAACACAAGAAUCAGAAAAUGUCCACUGUCUUCUUGCACUGUGUUACCAAGCUCUGUAGAGCAGAUGACUGUCCCUUCCUUAUGCCGAUUUGCAGCCACAGAGAAAGGAGAGAUGCUGGGAGGAGGACGACUUGGAGCUCCCAGAGCUCUUCUGGCAGUGCGGUGCUCUCUGCUGGUCCCAUCAUUACUCGGAGUGAUGAGACUCCAACCAACAAUUCACAACUUGGUUCUCCAAGUGUGCCUCCCUUCCAGCUGAAUGCCAUCACCAGUGCACUGAUAUCAGGAAUGGUCAUUCUGGGAGUUAUGAGCUUUUCUCUUCUUCUGUGCUCACUGGCCCUUCUGCACAGGAAGGGACCCACCAGUUUAGUGUUGAAUGGCAUAAGAAACCCAGUCUUUGACUGACUGUAACAGGUGCCUCCUCUCUGGAGAAGGCUUCACUGACUAAACUAUGUGUAACUGCAGUCAGUGUUCCAUCUGAAUUUCAUGUCAGUCCACAUUCAAUAUUUGUAGGUUUGAUAAAUUUCACAGUGUAGCUUGUCAGCAUAAUGAUAGUGAAAGAAGUUUAUAAUAUUGCUAUUGUCACUGAUGUAUGUGGCCAGCCGUACUUUUAUGCCACCAAUGAAUAUAUUGACAAUAAGUGAAAAAUAUUCAGGACUUAGCUCUUCCAGGAUCAGUAAUAUUUCAUUUUAUGUCAGUUUGCUUUUGAUUGUUGGUUAAAAGAUAAAAGGUUGGAGUAGACAAAAAAUGAAAUGUGUUGCAUUUCCCCCUUAAGCAUUAAAGCCCAGUGCAGCGGCAUUUAGAUUUGCACAUGUGGUCCUAGAAUAAAUGUUGCUUUUUGUUUUAAUCCAGAUAUUCCCUGCUUCAGGAUGUGUUUUAACUGGACUGGCCAAUUUGGAUACCUGAGAUGUGACUACUCAUUCUA